GAAUUCCCGGGACGCGGCUGUCUAGCGGAGAAAACUGUGUGGCCUUAGGUCGCCGUAGCCCCAGCUGCGGUGGGCUCACCUCAUCCUGCCCCGGCUGUGAUGCAUCCGCGGCGCCCAGAGGGAUUCGAUGGCUUGGGCUAUCGGGGUGGUGCCCGGGACGAGCAGGGCUUUGGAGUCGCUUUCCCUGCAAGGUCCUUCAGCUCCGGGUCGGACCUAGGCCAUUGGGUGACGACUCCCCCAGACAUCCCGGGCAGCCGCAACCUGCACUGGGCUGAGAAGAGCCCGCCCUACGGCGUGCCCUCCCCCUCCACCCCGUACGAGGGCCCGGCUGAGGAAACCUUUCCCGGCGGCGGCGGCGGCGGCGUGCAGGCACAGAGCAGUGAACAGUUGAAUAGAUUUGCUGGCUUUGGUAUUGGACUUGCAAGUCUCUUCACAGAAAAUGUACUGGCUCAUCCUUGCAUAGUUCUACGCCGCCAAUGUCAGGUUAAUUACCAUGCUCGGCAUUAUCAUCUCACUCCAUUUACAGUCAUCAACAUUAUGUACAGCUUCAACAAAACUCAGGGACCCAGAGCCCUCUGGAAAGGAAUGGGAAGUACAUUCAUUGUCCAAGGAGUCACACUUGGAGCAGAAGGCAUAAUUAGUGAAUUCACACCUUUGCCAAGGGAGGUUUCACACAAAUGGAAUCCUAAACAAAUAGGUGAACACCUUCUAUUGAAAGCCCUAACUUAUAUUGUGGCAAUGCCUUUUUAUUCAGCAAGUCUAAUUGAAACAGUCCAGAGUGAGAUAAUUCGAGACAAUGCUGGCAUUUUGGAAUGUGUGAAAGAAGGAAUCGGAAGGGUGAUAGGCUUGGGAGUGCCUCAUAGCAAACGACUCCUUCCUCUUCUUUCCUUGAUCUUCCCUACGGUGCUGCAUGGAGUUCUUCACUACAUCAUCAGCUCAAUCAUUCAGAAGUUUGUCCUACUAAUUCUAAAGAGAAAGACUUACAAUAGCCACCUAGCUGAGAGCAGUAGCCCUGUGCAGAGUAUGUUGGAUGCUUAUUUUCCAGAACUUAUUGCUAACUUUGCUGCCAGUCUUUGCUCUGAUGUUAUUCUCUUUCCACUGGAAACAGUUUUGCACCGCCUUCACAUUCAAGGAACACGCACAAUAAUUGACAAUACAGACCUUGGCUAUGAAGUGCUUCCAAUUAAUACACAGUAUGAGGGAAUGAGAGACUGUAUCAAUACUAUAAAGCAGGAGGAAGGAGUCCUUGGUUUUUAUAAAGGGUUUGGUGCUGUUAUAAUACAGUACACAUUACAUGCAGCUGUCUUACAGAUUACCAAAAUUAUUUACUCUACACUUCUUCAAAAUAGCAUUUGAAAUAUCUAUCACUGGUUAGUCCAGAUGUAAUCUGGAUAAUUUGCUAUGAAAUUUAUAAAGGAUAAAAGUGAAGUACUGGGGGGAAAAAUGGAUUAGAAAGUGAAACUGGUAGAAAAGGUCUGUACUGAUUGUAUUGGCUCUUCUUUUAAAAAAAAAUUUCAAGUUUAAAAGCUCAAUAGAACUAACACCUAAGAAUAAAAUUUUAGCUAGUGCAGCACUAGUAAACUGAACUAAAAAUUAGCAGCUGAAGUAAAAAUGAUACUAAGAGAAAGCAAAAAAUUGUCAUCAAAUAUAAAAUGAAGUUUCAUUGAGUUGAAUCUGUUUUAUCUGACCUUAAUAUUUGCUAUAGUUAUUUCAUCUUCUAGAUUGAUACUGGCAUAUUAUCCUUAAUGCAGUGGAACAUCACUGUAUCAGUGAAGUUUUACUUUUAAACAAAUAAAUUAUGUCACUUUUGAAAAAGGAUCAGAUUUGGCUGUCAGUAAGCAGACAUUGAGGGGUUUUAUGUUGCAUUACCUCUAACUAUUUUAAUGGUUGUAUAUGUGUAUUAUAUCUAUGUACAUAUAUAUAACUUGGAAUUUCCUUUAUCCUACAAAUUCUCCACUUGUAGAUCAGCUUGUUGCAUAAAAUGAAAUCAUACACUUUUUGCUUGAACACCAGAGUAAAACAUCAAAAAGCCAAGAUGCCCAAAGAUUUAAACAUUUAUAGCAUCUGUGACCACAUACAAAGCCAGCACUUCAAUGCCAGCCACUUAAAAUUUAUUAUACAUUUACAGGGUUCAGUUUGCUUAGUUAUGUGAAUUGUCAGUCUAUUUUUAGAGCCACACUUACAGAAAGUAUGUAAAAUAAUCAUGCAGCUAUUUCUGUUUCCAUAUUUAUAAAUUGUGUACUUAAAGAAACGUCAUUUGUCUUUCACUUCUGAGUAACUUAACUUAGAAGAGAUAAACUUCAGCUGAGGAUUUGUGUCUUUUGCCUAACAUAUACUCAUUAAAUAACACCUUCAUUUUAUUUUUCCUCUGUUUUUGCUUAAAGUGUCAUUCUCCAAACUAGAAAUACUUGAAGAGGAAAGCAAGAUAUCCUUAACAUUUUUUCUUUAAAUACAUUUGGGUGAAUAUUGAAGAAACAAACAAUUCAUGCAUUUUGUAUAGUUGGGGUGGAAUGUGGGGGAACAUUUCAACAAAUAAAAAAGAACAAUCAAUUUAAUUAAAAAGAAAAUUGUCCCUAACUUUAAUUUGGUGGGUUAGACUAUACAAUAAAGUGAUAUGCAUUUGACUGAUCCAUUAUUAAACAUUUUAAAGUUUCAUUCUUCAAGAAGAUGGUCACAGUUUUAUCAUGAACUGUUUAGUGCUCUGAAGGGCAGUGACUGCGGGGUUGUUUCCCACACAGAAUGCAUACCGGCUGACAUUUGUGUUACCUGUUAGCGUCACGGGGAUGGUUGGAACAAAAUAGUUAUAUGAAAAAAAUUGGAAAAGCAUCAUAAAAGUCACAACUAUGUUUACUAUGGUGUGCGUUUACUGUAAUAUGUUGUUUUCCAUUUUAAAAUUUAAAUUCCACUAAAAGGAAAAAUACAAUGAUCACACUGUAUAUUUAAGGGUAAUAUUUUAGAGUAUGGUUUAUUUUUGUCCAACAAUUGAGGUUUAAAUUGUUUUUAAUAUUUUUGAACUGCCAGAUAUUUCUUAGACGGUUAUAAUUUAUUCAAAUUUAUUCAUCCUUAUCCCCAUUUUUUUCCAUAAAGUUUAUUGGUACAUUUAAA
Fukomys damarensis (Damara mole-rat) is the source of this 3105-nucleotide messenger RNA. RefSeq names its product solute carrier family 25 member 46 (gene Slc25a46). Bases 100 to 1356 code for a protein of 418 amino acids. The record is from RefSeq and is a predicted model, not a curated record. NCBI's taxonomy places the organism in Eukaryota, Metazoa, Chordata, Mammalia, Rodentia, Bathyergidae. Gene Ontology annotation, cellular component: mitochondrial outer membrane. The transcript has 8 exons. Gene Ontology annotation, biological process: mitochondrial fission; axon development; mitochondrial membrane fission.